AGAAGCGGGAGCCCUCCCUGCCCCCCGCGGCGGGAAGAGCGCCGCCCGCCGAGCAAGAUGCGCGCCCCGCCCGCUCAGGCCGUCCCCGGGCGGACCCCGAGCACCUGCGCGCCCCGGCCCAGCCCCGGGCUCUAAGCGCGCCACCUCCCAGGAUUUGGCAUCAGAAGCAUGUGAAAUAGAGUGCGUGGUCUAAAAUAGCAACCAGUGGCAGUGAGUUUCCAGACUUUUCCCAACAUGGAACCCAUAACAUUCACAGCGAGGAAGCAUCCGUUUCCUAAUGAGGCCUCGGUGGGCUUCAGCCUCCAGCUGGUGGGCUCCUUGCGCGUGCACUCCCUAACCACCAUGCCCAUGCUGCCUUGGGUCGUGGCUGAGGUGCGAAGGCUCAGCGGGCAGUCCUCCAAGAAGGAGCCUGGUACCAAGCAAGUCCGCCUUUGUGUUUCACCCUCUGGACUGAGAUGUGAGCCUGAGCCAGGAAAAAGUCAACAGUGGGAUCCACUGAUCUGUUCCAGCAUCUUCGAGUGUAAGCCUCAGCGUGUCCACAAACUGAUUCAUAACAGCCAUGACCCAAGUUAUUUUGCUUGUCUCAUUAAAGACGAUGCAGCCAAUCAGCAGAGUAUCUGCUAUGUGUUCAAAGCAGAUGAUCAAACAAAAGUGCCCGAGAUCAUCAGCUCCAUCCGGCAGGCCGGGAAGAUCGCCCGCCAGGAGGAGCUGCGCUGCCCGUCCGAGCUGGACGACACGUUCGCCAAGAAGUUCGAGGUGCUGUUCUGCGGCCGCGUGGCCGUGGCGCACAGGAAGGCGCCGCCCGCGCUCAUCGACGAGUGCAUCGAGGGCUUCAGCCACGUGUGCGGCGGCUUCUCACCCGGGUCGGUGCUGCCGCCCCCGCGGCCGCCGGGGGAGCGGGAGCCCGGCCCGCGGCCCAUGCGCAAGUCCUUCUCCCAGCCCGGCCUGCGCUCCUUGGCCUUCCGCAAGGAGUUCCAAGAUGCUGGCCUGCGGAAUAGCAGUUUCUUCAGCUCCUUUGAGGAGAACGACAUCGAGAACCACCUGAUGAGUGGGCACAGUCUUGUGCAGCCGACGGAUAUUGAGGGAAAUCGAACCAUGCUCUUCACGAUCGGUCAGUCUGAAGUUUACCUCAUCAGUCCUGACACCAAAAAAAUCGCCUUGGAGAAAAAUUUUAAGGAGAUAUCCUUUUGCUCUCAGGGUAUUAGACACGUGGACCACUUUGGGUUCAUCUGCCGAGAGUCCUCGGGAGCUGGAGGCUUUCAUUUCGUCUGCUAUGUGUUUCAGUGCACGAAUGAAGCUCUGGUUGAUGAGAUUAUGAUGACCUUGAAGCAGGCCUUCACGGUGGCCGCAGUGCAGCAGACGGCCAAGGCGCCGGCCCAGCUGUGUGAGGGCUGCCCCCUGCAGAGCCUGCACAAGCUCUGCGAGCGGAUCGAGGGAAUGAAUUCUUCCAAAACCAAACUAGAACUGCAGAAGCACCUGACAACAUUAACUAAUCAGGAGCAAGCGACUAUUUUUGAGGAGGUUCAGAAAUUGAGACCAAGAAAUGAGCAGCGAGAGAAUGAAUUGAUUAUUUCUUUCUUGAGAUGUUUAUAUGAAGAGAAACAAAAAGUUCAUGUCCAUAUUGGGGAGAUAAAGCAGGCAUCACAGAUUGCAGCGGAGAAUAUUGGAAGCGAGUUACCACCCAGUGCCACUCGGUUUAGACUAGAUAUGCUGAAAAACAAAGCAAAGAGAUCUUUAACGGAGUCUUUAGAAAGUAUUUUGUCCCGGGGUAAUAAAGCCAGAGGCCUCCAGGAGCACUCCACCAGCCUGGAUCUGGACAGCUCCGUGUCUAGCACAUUAAGUAGCACCAGCAAAGAGCCGUCUGUGUGUGAAAAGGAGGCCCUGCCCAUCUCCGAGAGCGCCUUCCGGCUCCUCGGCUCCUCGGACGACCUGUCCAGUGACCCCGAGGGCCAGCCCACGGAGGAGCCGGCCCUGCCUUCGCCGCAGCAGGGCUUCCGGAGGCGAGCCAACACCCUGAGUCACGUGCCCGCGGAGUGCCCGGAGCCCCCGGAGCCCGCCCGCGCCUCUCCAGGGCCCUCGCAGAGGAAGCUUGUGAGGUACCACUCAGUGAGCACAGAGACGCCUCACGAACGAAAUGGGGAUCGUCCACCUGUUGGCGAGUGUAAAAGUCCCUCAGGUCAGUCUUCAGCUCCUGCUCCUCCACCUCGGCUUAACCCCUCCGCCUCCUCGCCCAAUUUUUUUAAGUACCUCAAACAUAACUCAAGUGGAGAACAGAGUGGGGAUGCUGUGCCAAAGAGCAUCUCCUACCGUAAUGCCCUGAGGAAAAAACUUCAUUCUUCUUCCUCUGUGCCAAAUUUUCUAAAAUUUCUGGCUCCUGUAGAUGAAAAUAACACCUCUGACUUUAUGACCGCAAAAAGGGACUUUGAAUCUAAAGCCAACCAUCUCGGUGACUCCCCUGGGACCCCGGUAAAGACACGGAGACACUCGUGGAGACAGCAGAUCUUCCUCCGAGUGGCCACCCCACAGAAAGCCUGUGAUUCCUCUGGCAGAUACGAAGAUUAUUCAGAGCUGGGAGAGCUUCCCCCACGAUCUCCUCUAGAGCCAGUUUGUGAAGAUGGGCCCUUUGGCCCUGUCCCAGAGGAAAAGAAGAGGACAUCUCGUGAGCUUCGAGAGCUGUGGCAAAAGGCCAUUCUACAACAGAUACUGCUGCUAAGGAUGGAGAAAGAAAAUCAGAAGCUGCAAGCCUCUGAGAAUGAUCUGCUGAACAAGCGCCUAAAGCUUGAUUAUGAAGAAAUCACUCCUUGUCUUAAAGAAGUAACUACAGUGUGGGAAAAGAUGCUUAGCACUCCAGGAAGAUCAAAAAUUAAGUUUGACAUGGAAAAAAUGCACUCGGCUGUUGGGCAAGGUGUGCCACGACAUCACCGGGGUGAAAUCUGGAAAUUCCUAGCAGAGCAAUACCACCUGAAACACCAGUUUCCCAGUAAACAGCAGCCCAAGGACACGCCGUACAAAGAACUCUUAAAACAGCUCACCUCCCAGCAACACGCGAUUCUCAUCGACCUCGGGCGAACCUUUCCAACACACCCGUACUUCUCUGCUCAGCUCGGAGCAGGGCAGCUGUCGCUUUACAACAUUUUGAAGGCCUACUCGCUUCUAGACCAGGAAGUCGGCUAUUGCCAAGGUCUCAGCUUUGUAGCAGGCAUUUUGCUGCUUCACAUGGGUGAAGAAGAGGCGUUUAACAUGCUCAAGUUUCUGAUGUUUGACAUGGGACUGCGGAAACAGUACCGGCCGGACAUGAUUAUUUUGCAGGUCCAGAUGUACCAGCUCUCGAGGCUGCUCCAUGAUUACCACAGAGACCUGUACAAUCACCUGGAGGAGCACGAGAUUGGGCCCAGCCUCUACGCUGCGCCCUGGUUCCUCACCGUCUUUGCCUCCCAGUUCCCACUGGGCUUCGUUGCCAGAGUCUUUGAUAUGAUCUUUCUUCAGGGAUCAGAGGUCAUAUUUAAAGUGGCUUUAAGUCUGUUGGGAAGCCAUAAGCCCUUGAUUCUGCAGCAUGAAAACCUAGAAACCAUAGUUGACUUCAUAAAAAGCACACUCCCCAACCUGGGCUUGGUGCAGAUGGAGAAGACCAUCAGUCAGGUGUUUGAGAUGGACAUCUCUAAACAGUUACAAGCUUAUGAAGUGGAGUACCACGUGCUUCAAGAAGAACUUAUCGAUUCCUCUCCUCUCAGUGACAACCAAAGAAUGGACAAGUUAGAGAAAACCAACAGCAGCUUACGCAAACAGAACCUGGACCUCCUGGAACAACUGCAGGUGGCAAAUGGGAGGAUCCAGAGCCUCGAAGCCACCAUCGAGAAGCUCCUGACCAGUGAAAGGAAGCUGAAGCAGGCGAUCCUGGCCUUAGAGCUGGAGAGGUCGGCCCUGCUGCAGACCGUGGAGCAGCUCCGGAGGCGGACGGUGGAGCAGGGCGGCCCCGAGCCUGACCUCACCCUGCCGGGGCCCGCAGGCGACUGAUGGCACGGGGCAGGGCAGGGCAGGGCCCCCGCCAGGGCGCAGCCCUGGAGGAGACGUUGCUCCCAUCCUCCCGCUGUCCAGGCCUUGACGAGGGAGAAGGCGGAUGCUGGAGGGAGAGGAGGGGGCGUGACGCGUGCUUCUCAGGGAGGAGACUGGCUUCCCCGCACAGAUUCUUCUGAACCGACUCGCAGUGGUUUGUGCCGGUGCAGGGGCAAGCGUCCCGGUGUUUUGGUUGUUGUCGUGUAGGUCCUACUUCGUCCCCUUCUCUGGUCCUGGUUACUGUUCUCGGUAGAUUUAGAGGCAUGGACACGAAUAAAUGCACCUUUGUUUCUUUGUUUA
Phacochoerus africanus (Common warthog) is the source of this 4353-nucleotide messenger RNA. It is a transcript of the gene TBC1D1, whose product is annotated as TBC1 domain family member 1. The record is from RefSeq and is a predicted model, not a curated record. Lineage: Eukaryota; Metazoa; Chordata; Mammalia; Artiodactyla; Suidae. The coding region runs from base 235 to 4014 and encodes 1259 amino acids. The transcript has 22 exons.